Molecule: messenger RNA, 234 nt
Organism: Dovyalis caffra
Lineage: Eukaryota; Viridiplantae; Streptophyta; Magnoliopsida; Malpighiales; Salicaceae
Source: the annotation of a GenBank genome assembly
AUGCCGCUUCUAUAUCGAACCAACCUUGAUGAUGAGAAGAAGGAAACUAAGGCAACCAUGAAGAAUCAAAUAAGCCUUGACGAUGAAGAUGAGAACUGUGGUCUGCGUUUCAAUGCCAAAAAGAUUGCUGCUAUGCCAUCAACAACUCUAUCACAAAAUUGCUGCAAACCUGGGGAAUCUACAACUGCUGGGAGCAUAUACAUGCUAUUUGAAGGGAUGUUCAAAGUGAAAUGA